Messenger RNA from Orbicella faveolata, 782 nucleotides. Its product is annotated as zinc finger protein 593-like. Gene Ontology annotation, molecular function: zinc ion binding; nucleic acid binding. Lineage: Eukaryota; Metazoa; Cnidaria; Anthozoa; Scleractinia; Merulinidae. The record is from RefSeq and is a predicted model, not a curated record.
AGGGGAGGGGAGGAGAGAGUAGAAUAUGUAAUUUCUUCUAACCAAAAUGUAGCUCAUUCAAUCUUUAUAGUAUCAAAGAAAAUACUAUUUAAUUAUAUUUAUGACGUACCUUCCAAACCAGGUUUAUUUCUACUCUACAUUUAUGCAAGUUUUUCAUUAGAUGUUGUGAUCCCCUGCGUCCCCCGGAAAAAUAUAAUCUACUUUACCCAGGCUACCUCAUUUUACAGGGAACGCCUGGAAGAUUUCACUAUUGCCGGCCAUAUUGGAAAAACGUAGAAAUUCUCAGCACGAAACACACUGACGAAAUACGAGACAACCAUCAUAAGUAGUUCAAGAAAUGGGCCGGUUAAGAAGAAAGCGAAUGCACAAGAACGACAAACAUCUUAAAAAGAAAUAUCGCACAAGGAGACGAACAAAGGACUUGGAUCAAAUUCACGAGGACAUGCAACCAAAGAACGCCGCAAAACUGAAAUCACAAGAGUGUGAUAUGGAUCUACCAGGCUCAGGACAGUAUUACUGUAUACAUUGCGCGAGAUACUUUGUUGAUGAGAAGUCUUUGAAAGAUCACAUAAAAUCAAGAGUCCACAGGAAGAAAGUUAAAAUGCUAAAGGAAGUACCUUACACUCCUGAAGAAGCUGAGAGAGCUGCAGGGAUGGGAUCAUAUACACUCAUAUCAACCAAACCUCUAUUACCUGUCAACCAGGAUAAGGAAAUGACAAAUUCAGAAAAUGUUGAGAGUGUUGGCACUUGAAAUAAGAAUAAAUUGCCACUUUUUACUCAGA